AUAACCACUCCCAGAUGACCAUGUCACAUACUUUACCUCUGUAGCUAUGCCUUCGCUAUAAGGAACAUCUAUUUUCACUAGGAUAGUCACAGCUUUCCAACCAACCUUUGCAGGCCAAUUUCGCGGAUGCUGAUGAGCAACCAUGACCAGGUUCAGGCAGGCACAAAAGGUCCCCUCUCAAUCCCACGCCCCCCAACCGCACGACGCGGAUGGCGCCGUCGGUGCCGACGAAGAAGCGCAAGGUGAACCUCCCGGAGAACUAGGAGGGCGUGGCCAGGAUCUUCGAGAAGCACCGCUCCAUGGCGGCGCAGCAGCCGGGCGGCCUCCCGGACCACCAGACCCGCGCGCUCUCCGCCGCCUACACCGGCGUCUGCGCCGCCAAGGAGCCCGUCCGGACCCCUGGCGACCUGGCCCGUCUCAAGUAUAUGCUGAAAUCGAUCUAGGUCGUUACCAUUUUUAUAUGGCGAGGUGUAUUUAUAUCCAUUCCUUUAGGGCUGCCAUUCUACUUGGGUUUUGCCUGCAAGUAGAUGACCAGAGAAGUGGUGGGAGUUGGAGGUUGGGUUGUUGAUGUUAUGGAAGACUCCUUUCCAGGGUCCAGCCUUGAUUUGUCUCCUCCGAGAAGUAACACACCAGGAGAAACAGGUAAUAGUUUUCAUGAUUGCUCACGUGACACACCGAACCUGAUAAGCAUGACCAAACUCCAAAAAGGAAAAGAGAUGACCCGAAAGACAGUGACAGUCGCUCAGAUUCUCCUGAUCAUGGUAAAGGUGGUACUUCUCAUGGUGGUAAAACCUGUCAUUUGCUACCAGUAGAGAAUGAGAUGUCUGCCUCCUCUGAAAGUGAGGUAGAUGGGUUUUUGCUCAUUGAAACGUUGGCUAGGGAGCAGGGGUUGUAUGACCUGGAGGAUUCACAUGGUGCUUCGAGCUGGUUGGUGCCAGUCGACCCAACUAUGAUCCCGAAAAUGGUGAUACCUGGGGCUGAUCACCACAAGGUGCAGGUUGUGGAGGUUGAUGGAGAGGUGGACCCAAAAUUGAAGACUUCUGCUGAGUAUGUGGUACAGCUCCCUUCACCUGAUCGUAAUGAGGAGAUCGUGCUCACUCCGCCACUUGCCCCUGAGGGCGUGCACAGAUUCAGCAAGCGUAACGCUCGAAGCAUGCAAGAGAAUGUGGAAGCUAGAGCUGUGAGGGUGGCCAAUGAGAAAGAUGGGGCAGGUAACAAACCAAACCUGAAUAAAAAUUCUUUCGCAGCUCUUUCUGAUAAUGAGUUGAUGAUUAGAGCUGCUAAAAUGGGGGUCUGUAUUCCUGAUAAUGAUUUUACUUAUAUUGAUGUGCUUCGGGAGUUGGAAAUAGUCAGAGGGAAUUUAGAAGAAAAGAAAAGUAUAGAGGACAAUAGGCAGGGUGAUGAGGAUGACAUUAUUGUCACUAAUGGGCUGGGGAAGAAAGCUCAUGUUAACCUUGACUGGUUAGAACAUGAUGAAACUAUAAAUGAGCAAUGCUCUGCUGGCAGAUCUAAUAAGAAAAAACAAUGUAGAUCUGCGGUUAAGCUCUCUAGGCCUGUGACUAGGAGCCAAAAAAGGAAGGAUCCCAUAGGAGAUGAUGUUUGUAACCCUACACUGCCUCCUGGUAGGGUUAUUAGGACUCAGCACCAUAAAAAACGUUCUAAAUGAAAGGUGUCAUAUGGAACUGUAGGGGGGUAGGCAAGAAGGGAAUGGCCACCUGCCUCUCUGAUAUGAUCAGUGACCAUUCUGUAGAUUUCCUGGGGUUGCAAGAGACCAUGAAAAAGAAAUUUACUCCUGGUUGCCUGAGGAAAAUUGAUCCUUUUAGCGUUUUUAGUUGGAACUGGAUUCCCUCUGUUGGGAAGUUCGGGGGUAUCCUGUGUGGUGUUAAAAAUGAUAACUUGGAUAUUAUCUCCUGUGACAAGGGCAAGUAUAUCUUACAACUAGUGUUGUAUGAUAAGAAGAAAAAGACCAAUUGGGGUUUGUUGAUAGUCUAUGGUUCUGCUCAUGAGGAAUUUAAGGAAGAAUUCCUUAGUGAGCUUGCCUCAAUGUGUGGCUGUAUGCAAGUCCCAUACAUUGUUGGUGGGGACUUUAAUAUCCUUAGGCACUCUGGAGAGAAAAAUAAAAGGUUAUCUAAUCACAAAUCUUCUGAUCUUUUCAACUCCAUUAUAAAUAUC
Messenger RNA from Triticum urartu, 2172 nucleotides. The record is from RefSeq and is a predicted model, not a curated record. Lineage: Eukaryota; Viridiplantae; Streptophyta; Magnoliopsida; Poales; Poaceae.